GAACACUGUCUACGGAUCACACGUCUUUACAAAUACAAUUGUUAUACACGUAUUUACAAAUUAAAAAGUUAAUUAAAUGACGCAGGAAAUGCUUUUUUGCGAAUUGAGGAAGUACCUAGUAUACCUACCCGCUUGAGCGCGCGCCAUUCUUCGCCAGACGGUAGAAGUAGAUGGAAUGGUUGCUAAUAGUAGAAUCAAGAGAACGUGAUAUGUUAUCAAUGAUAAGACAAUGCCAGUAGCUGAGUGUUCUUAGUGAAUAAAAAGUGAAAUAAUUGCCAAAAACCACGUUUUAAAAAUCUAAAAAUGUGAUUAUAUGUUACUUUUGAGUGUUUUCUGUAAAUAAAAUCUAAAAUACAAGGUUUAAAGAGAUAGUUUAAGACCUUGGUGUUAUAAAAGCAAUACGUACCAUAGAUAAAAGCCAAAGUGAAUUGUUGAUAAAUAAAAGUGAAGUGUCAAAAUGUCGUUGAUAAACAUGGGGGCAAAAUUGGAGAUUUUUAUAGAUGGAUAUUUUAAUAGGAUGAAUGGAUACACUACUAUAGAUGAGAAACUCGGAGAAACAGAGGUCACCAUGGGGUCAAUAAACAGCAACGGGGACUUCUGUCCGGGCGAUCCGCCGGACAAGAAGAUUACAGAGGCGGACGCCGAAAAACAACCACUUUCUGGCAAAAAGGAGGAGAAAUGGUGGACGACAAUGAUGCAGGUGGCAGUGCCGUUCUUCAUCGCGGGCUGCGGCACCAUCGGAGCUGGCAUCGUGCUCGGACAUGUCAGGAAUUGGGAAGUGUUUUUGAACGUCUCAGCCAUUUUCGUUUUGGUGCCAUCACUCUCUGGACUUAAAGGCAACCUGGACAUGUGUCUGGCGUCCCGUCUAUCCACGCAGGCGAACCUCGGCAAUAUGACGUCAACGAAGGAAAUUCUUUCCAUGGUCGUCGGAAACGUAUCGUUAGUGCAGGUCCAAGCAAUAGUAGCAGCGACGGUGGUCGCCAUCUUCGCCAUCGUUGUCAACAUUAUCACUGACAAGACCUUCAACGGAGACUAUGUACUUCUCCUGAUCUCAUCUGCAGUCUUCACAGCCACCACCACAUGUUUCAUCCUAGAUUUCGUGCUAGUGAUGGUGAUCAUCGGCUCCCAUCGUUUUAAGGUGAACCCAGACAACGUGGCCACGCCGCUAGCGGCAUCUAUCGGCGACAUCGUCAGCAACUCUGUCUUAGCUGUCACUGCGCAGUACAUGUAUGAACAGAUACAAACCUCUCUAUGGCAACCCAUCGUCAUCAUCUGCGUAUACUGCAGCUUACUACCAGUCUGGGUGUUCAUCGUGUACCGUAACAAACACACGAAGUCUGUUCUCACAACUGGCUGGACUCCUGUCAUCUCUGCGCUCUUCAUCAGUGGCGUCGGCGGUAUCGUCCUGGACCAAGCCGUGGACCGGUUCACUGGCUACGAGGUCUUCCAGCCCAUCGUCAACGGCAUCGGUGGAAACCUGGUCUGCGUGCAGUCUUCAAGGCUGGCGACACAUCUUCACCAGACGGCCAUCCCUGGAGUGCUGCCGGAGGGCUCCAGGCUGCUGGAGUGGCCUUGGAAGACGCUGUUUGUUGGAACUGCUGCAGCAAAGGUGGCCCGCAUGCUGCUGGUCCUUGCCGUGUUCGGUCAGAUCAUCUUCAUGAUCGUCGCAGACUGGCUGUAUAUGGGCUACGUGUCCAUUGGCUUCGCUUUUGGUAUCACGUAUAUCAUGUGUUCCUUAUUGCAAGUAAUGGUGCUUCUCUACAUGGCCUACGUGCUAAUCCACCUCAUGUGGAAACGGAAGAAGGAUCCCGACAACGCUGCCAUCCCUUACCUGACGGCGUUGGGAGAUCUCCUAGGCUCUGUGUUCCUUGGAAUGGCCUUCGUGACCCUAGCGGCCAUUGGAAAAGACUAUGGAGUAGCUUAGUUUAGCUAAUAAGACUUCAUGGCUAUGAUUGUUAAUUUCCAGUGAAUGGAGUCCAUUUAAAAGAGCCUUCAGAUUACCAGCUCUUCGGAAAAUAUCAGCCUGUUAAUGAUUUUAAUUGACAUGCCGAUAUCGUCAGAGUACUGAUAAUCUGUUGACAUCUUAAGAACGAGCUUUUAGAAGCAACGGAGGUGUAGAUGCAUAUCGAAAUUGCCUAACUUGUAAACGAGUUCGAUGUGUCUGAUCAUUCUGACGAACCACUCGGUUAGACCAUUUAAUGUGGGCAAGUUUUAUAUGUAUCAGCAUUUUAUUCUGUUUUCGAUAGCUAAAGAAGAAUUCAAAAGAUUCACAAAUUUGUAUAUAACAAAACCCAUCGUGGAUAUUUCACUGUCCUUAGAUAAGAGAAUCUUUUUUAUUUUUAUUUUAAUCCAAAGACGCUGUUUUUUGUUUUCGUCUGCUGCGAUUCGGAUCGUCCAAUAUUUUCACUCUCCUCUUAUACAGGAGAGUAGGAAUGUGUGAUUUAUUUUUAGGAGUUUUUGGUAUGAUCACUGACUUUUAUUGUUAACCUAUUCAUGGGUUUUUACUUUGGAUAUUUUAUAGCGUAAGUAUUGACAUUCCAAUUAGUAUGAAACCUUAAAUAGCUCAAUAAUUAAAGCCAGUAAUCGUAAUUGUUGGAGUGUGAGAGCUUUUUACAAGUUUAAGUUUAUAAAUGAAUUGUUUUUAUUAUAUUAUAGUAUACCAAAGCUAUGCUUUAAGGUAUCUGUGCAAUUUUUAACACAUAACAUCAUUUUAGUGUCUAGUUUUUGUUUUAUUGUAAAUAUUCAGUAUUGAAAUUUAAUAAAAGAGAGUAAAUGCAGUAUUUGGCUUAAAAUUGUGAAAUUAUAAAGACAUGAAUAACCUAAGUAGUUUUAGCGGUGCCAAUGUUACUUACGUAGGUACUUCGAUGUAGUUAUAGGUUAGCUAGGUGUGAUAUUUUUAUAAAAUUUUCGGUGGAAAUACUAUAAUAAUAGAAAAGUAGUAUUAGAAAGCAUUUAAAAAUAUGAUUAUGCAUCAAAAUAGGGCAAACGUCAUCUUUUAUUUUUGAUGAAAGAGUAUUUUCAUAUAAUAUGAACCAACAAAAUAGGUAUGCUAUGUCAGCCAUGCGCGGAUCCAAGCGGAAGGGGGGGGGCAUGGGGGUCAUGACCCCCCCCCCCCCCUGGAGCCUAGGUUCUGGAUCCGCCCUUGGUAUCAGCCAAAUGUUUCCUUUCCUUUAUCUUUUUUUUCGUCAUAUUCGAUAAUUAUGUAAUUGAUAAUACCUAAUCGAUCUUAGGUGACUCGCAUGAAGGCCUUAAAUUAAGUAGUCGAUUAAAAAUGGAGACUUGCUCGUAGCUAUAUAUGUGAUAUUUUGCUGAUUUUCCUGUAAAUUAUGACAUUCUGUUUAUACAAAAUUGACAAUGUCUCAACAAUAAUGAUUAAGGAAAAAUUUCUAAUCGUUAUUCCAUUAUGAAAUAUAUAAUGUAUAUUAAUUUAAAACAUAUGAUUACUUAAAAACAAAUAAAUCAAGCGUCAAAAGUAUGAAAACAUGAAAUAUUAAGUUUUUUUUAUAGACCCGGCGUGAGCUUCUCAAUACACUUUUAUGAAAAAUAGACAGGUUUUUAAGUUAUAUUGCAUGUUUUUUUUUUAUAUAUUUUACGGGUGACAUGUAACUAAAAUGUAUUGAUUCAGACUAACACGAUUUGCACUCAUAAUUUUAGAACAAAACGGGACUUAAUCGCGUAAACACUUACAUUUACAUUAGGCCCGACGUUUCGAACAUCACAUUAUGUUCGUGGUCACGGGUAGACUCCUAUACCUCGGUCGGGCCUAAUAUAAAUGUAAGUGUUUACGCGAUUAAGUCCCGUUUUGUUCUAAAAUUAUGUAUAAAAUGUGUUGUAAAAUUUAAGCUAAAGACGGUGGUCAUUCACUUUUGACAAACACCGUAUUAAAUAAAAGGUCUAGAGUCACGUGCAAUAACAUGUUGCUUUUCAAAAUGCCGCAAAAAUCUGUGACACUAUUUUAGGACUACAAAUGUGAUUGUGACCGAUAUUUUCGCGGCCUUGAAAGUAAGUAUUUACUAAGUAGUGUAGUAAAUGAGUAUUACAUCACCUGUAGGUAU
This is a messenger RNA of Leguminivora glycinivorella, 4055 nucleotides long. RefSeq names its product solute carrier family 41 member 2-like. The record is from RefSeq and is a predicted model, not a curated record. Gene Ontology annotation, molecular function: monoatomic cation transmembrane transporter activity. Gene Ontology annotation, biological process: monoatomic cation transport. Lineage: Eukaryota; Metazoa; Arthropoda; Insecta; Lepidoptera; Tortricidae. The transcript has 11 exons. Gene Ontology annotation, cellular component: plasma membrane. Bases 458 to 1924 code for a protein of 488 amino acids.